UGGAAUUUUUUGUUUUUUGUUCGGUACUUCCGUUUUUCUAUCAAUUAUCAUCUAUCUGCUCUAGUUCUCGUCUUCUCGUUCUUACUUCUUAAGCGUUAUUCCGUCCUUUCAUGCUCUAGAAUUUUAUAUUUUUAAUCAACAGGUAACGAUGACUUCGGUGGAUUUUAAUAACGUUGUGUUACCGGGCAAUGACGUCUCUCAUAUAGUUCUUAAAGGAGACAACUGUAAAAGAAGUGAAAAAACUAUUGGUCCUGGAUUGAAGAGUGUCGACAACAAAAUAAUCGUAUGUAACGGUGGUGUACUGAGGUGUAAAGAUGAAAAAUACUUUUGGAUAGAAUAUUUUAAAAAAAAAUACAUACCAGCUAAGGAUGAUGUUGUAGUGGGAAUAGUGGCCGCUAAAACAUCCGAAAUGUAUAAAGUUGAUAUCGGAGCUUCUGAACUUGCUACUCUUCCAUACUUAGCGUUUACAAAUGCUACCAAAAAAAAUAGACCUGACAUUAAAGUGGGGAAUGUCGUAGCUGCUAAGAUUAAAAUGGCAACACCUUUUAUGGAAUCUGAGAUCAGUUGUGUAGAAUAUGCUAACAGCAUAAUUCUUGGUCAGUUAGAAAAUGGUUUUUUAAUUAAUGUUAGUUUAAAUUAUGCAUUGAGACUAAGGAAAUCAAAUUCAAAACUACUUUAUCAACUUGGACAGAUGGUUCCCUAUGAAAUUGUCAUUGGGGCAAAUGGAAAGAUUUGGAUUCAUAGUGCGUCAAUACGAACAACAAUCGCUAUAGGAAAUGCUAUACUUAAUGCAGAACAUCUAGAAGAAGAAGGUAUUCAACAGUUAGUCAAGAAUUUUAAUAAAAGUUUAAAUAUUUGAAAAUGUAUUUUUUACUGUAAAUUUACUAUUUAAUCAAUAUAAGAUGAUUUUAUUUUUAA
Metopolophium dirhodum (rose-grain aphid) is the source of this 918-nucleotide messenger RNA. RefSeq names its product exosome complex component RRP40 (gene Rrp40). Gene Ontology annotation, cellular component: cytoplasmic exosome (RNase complex); nuclear exosome (RNase complex). NCBI's taxonomy places the organism in Eukaryota, Metazoa, Arthropoda, Insecta, Hemiptera, Aphididae. The coding region runs from base 149 to 859 and encodes 236 amino acids. Gene Ontology annotation, biological process: exonucleolytic trimming to generate mature 3'-end of 5.8S rRNA from tricistronic rRNA transcript (SSU-rRNA, 5.8S rRNA, LSU-rRNA); CUT catabolic process; poly(A)-dependent snoRNA 3'-end processing. Gene Ontology annotation, molecular function: RNA binding. The record is from RefSeq and is a predicted model, not a curated record. The transcript has a single exon.